AUGGAUUCUCCAUCAUCGCAAGACAACGAUAUCGAGGUGAACGUGGUAUCUGGAGCCAGCAGUCCAGAUAUCCCUUCAUCUCCAUCCAGGAAGGACCAGAAGUCGCCAUUCUACGACCUGAAGAAAGACGACAAAGCGACAGGCAGCGCCCCCUACACCAGUUUCUCAAUUAGCUCUAUAUUGAAUAGGACGGAGCCGAGGAGGGAAACGAAUGUCUUGGAAGCGGCGAUCGCUGCUAAUCACUUCGGAAGCGCCAACGAUGCUAUGCUCUCUAGGCUGGGUCUUAUUUCCCAAUGGAGUGCCCUAGCAGGCCGGUACGGAGGUUUGGUACCUGCCCCCUGGUAUUGGCAGAGGCCCCAUGAACGAACCCCUCCUAGAGAAGACUCGACAACGAACGAAGACGGUUCAGCCGGGGGUUCCCCGCGCCCGCGUACCCCGCCCCGCGCUCCUUCACCCCCAAGCCCAUCACGAUCCUCACCGCGGUCGCCUCGUCUCCACCCAGCACUGUACCAGCAGCAGCCAGACCCUCAAGACUCAGACCCCGAUAUAGACGAAAGCGACGACUUCGACAAAGACGAGAAACGAGAUCCAAACACCAAUUUAGGGAAACGGAAGAAGAAGACCAGAACAGUGUUCUCUCGCUCCCAAGUCUUUCAAUUGGAAUCCACCUUCGAUAUGAAGAGGUACUUGAGCAGCUCAGAACGAGCCGGAUUAGCUGCCAGUUUACACUUAACCGAGACGCAGGUGAAGAUAUGGUUCCAAAAUAGACGGAAUAAAUGGAAGAGGCAGCUGGCUGCGGAACUGGAAGCGGCUAAUAUGGCUCACGCCGCGCAGAGGUUGGUGCGCGUACCGAUAUUAUACCACGAGUCGAGACCGACGACGAUCCCCCACACUCCGUUGCCGUUGCACCCACAGUUCUCGAGUGAAUCCGGUGUGUACUUCCCCCCGCAAGCCCCGCAGCAGUUGCAACCGUUGCCCGCGUCGCCGGUGACUUCGCGGGCCCCUCUGUCCAGUUUGGUGUAG
Molecule: messenger RNA, 1023 nt
Organism: Leptosia nina
Lineage: Eukaryota; Metazoa; Arthropoda; Insecta; Lepidoptera; Pieridae
Source: the annotation of a GenBank genome assembly